Molecule: messenger RNA, 995 nt
Organism: Tarenaya hassleriana
Lineage: Eukaryota; Viridiplantae; Streptophyta; Magnoliopsida; Brassicales; Cleomaceae
Product: glutathione S-transferase L3-like
Exons: 10
Coding region: 84-788 (234 amino acids)
Molecular function (GO): glutathione transferase activity
Source: RefSeq, a predicted model, not a curated record
UAUAUAUAUGCGUUAUACGAACGUAAUAGCGAAAUUCCAUCUUCUCUUCAGAGGGAGUAGUACGAUUUACUCGGUGUUCAUCCAUGGCUUCUCCUGCCGUCGUAGAGGAUCGUCCAGCUCCACUCGAUGCUACGGCCGAACCUCCCGCUCUGUUCGACGGAACAACGAGAUUGUACAUAAGCUACACAUGCCCGUUUGCACAGCGUGUUUGGAUCACCAGAAACGUCAAGGGUCUUCAAGACAAGAUCAAACUGGUUGCCAUUGAUCUUGGGAACAGGCCUGUUUGGUACAAGGAGAAAGUCUAUCCUGAGAACAAGGUGCCAGCUCUUGAGCACGACGGCAAAGUCAUGGGGGAGAGUCUUGACUUGAUCAAAUAUCUCGAUAUCAAUUUCGAAGGGCCUUCCCUUUACCCCGAGGAUCGCGCUAAGAGAGAAUUUGGAGAAGAGUUGCUGAAAUACACCGAUACGCUCAACAAAACUGUGUAUGGUUCUUUCAAAGGAGACCCGGCUAAAGAAACUGCGACGGUGUUUGAUUAUCUGGAAAAUUCUCUGCAUAAGUUCGACGAGGGCCCGUUCUUCCUUGGCCAGCUUAGCUUGGUUGACAUCGCCUAUAUCCCGUUCAUCGAAAGAUUCAAAGUCUUCCUCGAUGAGGUAUUCAAGUACGAUAUCACGGCAGGACGCCCAACGCUGGAAACGUGGAUUCAGGAGAUGAACAAGAAAGAUGCAUAUACCCAGACGAAGAUGAGCAGCAAUGUGAUUGUGGAGAUUUUCAAGAAGAGGUUCAUGUGAGUCGCAGCACAAUAUGAAAAGAUUGUGGUGAAGAUUGAAGACGGUGAAUCAAGUCAACAACGUUAGUGUUCUGUUCUGCUUCAAGUUUCUUGGGGGGUAAACUUGUAAUAAGCGUUGAGUUUUCGGGCAUUUAAUGAAAUAAUUUACUUACCAAUAAUAACGUUUGAUUUAUCAUCUAAUUAAUAAAAUGGUUGGGUACGUUUCUUA